AUGUCUUUAGAGUCUCCUUCUAUAGAGCCAAAUAAGGCUAUUCAACUAGCCAUCGAUGAGCUCAAAUCUCAGUUUGAGCUACCCUUCGAAACUCUCCAACAUAUUGUCAGUAAUAUGCGCAAGGAGAUGUCAAAUGGAUUAAAGAGCGAUAAUACCAACAUUGCCAUGCUGCCCUCCUGGAUCACUCGUCACCCUACCGGCCAAGAAUCUGGAGAAUAUCUUGGCUUAGAGCUCAAUGCUACAUAUGUCCGAGUUUAUCUUGUUAAUCUGCAUGGCCAAGGGCAGAUCACUACUCGCCAGCAAAAAUAUUUUCUCGAAGAAAGCCUGAAGAGAGGUUCUAUCAAUAAUAUGAUCGAUUUUCUUGCCACCUCCGUCGACCAUUUUCUUACGUUUAUAGGAAAGUGUCGCAUAACCGAACCAAUUGCGCUUGGAUUUGUCUUGUCUUUCCCACUCCACCAUUCUGCUCUUAAUAAAGCGCACGUGAUCCAGUGGACAAAAGACUUUGAGAUAACCGGAGCAGACGGAAAGAACAUAGCUGAACUCCUUCAGACAGGCUUUCGUCGUCGGCAUAUUCCAGUAUCAGUCAAGGCAGUAAUCAAUGGGUCUGUGGGCUGUCUAUUGGCUCACAGCUACCGUAGUUUAGAUACACUACUUUCUUGUACUAUCAGUACUGGUACAAAUGCAGCCUAUUGGGAAAAGGUCAAGAAUGUUGUGAAAUGCAAGGGCGCAGAUGAAAACGACGACAUGAUUGUAAACACUGAAUGGGGAUCCUUUGGAGAUAGAAACCCAGACUACCUUCCUCGAACAUACUAUGACAACCACGUUAAUCGACGUUCAGUAAAUCCUGGUGUUCAUACUUAUGAAAAGAUGGUGUCUGGACUGUAUCUAGGUGAAAUUGCGCGAAAUAUUAUGAUGGACUUUGUCGAUCGUCGUCUAUUGUUCAAUAGUCAAUACACCCAAGAAAUGAAUUCUCAUUACGGGUUCGAGACUUCUUAUAUGAGUGCCAUCACAGCCGACAAAACCAUAAACUUGGAAGAGACAAAACAUAUUCUGGAGUCGAUUAUGAAUGUCCCUUGCACUACAUUGUGUGACCGUCAGCUUGUCAAGUUAAUUUGUGAUUUAGUUGCACAGCGGGCUGCUCGCCUGGUAGCAUCUGGGAUCAGUGCUAUUAUUAAUUCUAGUCAAGAAGUUGAACGCGGUCUCACUAUCAGUGUUGAAGGUACUGUUUACGAAGAAUUUCCGGAAUUUCCUCGUAUGGUCAAUGAAGCCUUGCGCGAGUUCUAUGGUUCCAAUGCAGACUAUAUUAACAUAGGCAUAACACGCGAUGGUAAUGGUAUAGGCGCUGCAUUGGCAGCCAUGAUCGGAAGCACAUAA
Molecule: messenger RNA, 1374 nt
Organism: Phycomyces blakesleeanus NRRL 1555(-)
Lineage: Eukaryota; Fungi; Mucoromycota; Mucoromycetes; Mucorales; Phycomycetaceae
Exons: 6
Coding region: 1-1374 (457 amino acids)
Biological process (GO): glycolytic process; intracellular glucose homeostasis; glucose 6-phosphate metabolic process
Cellular component (GO): mitochondrion; cytosol
Molecular function (GO): D-glucose binding; mannokinase activity; fructokinase activity
Source: RefSeq, a predicted model, not a curated record